Photinus pyralis (common eastern firefly) is the source of this 1438-nucleotide messenger RNA. RefSeq lists its product as uncharacterized. The transcript has a single exon. Bases 133 to 1326 code for a protein of 397 amino acids. The record is from RefSeq and is a predicted model, not a curated record. Lineage: Eukaryota; Metazoa; Arthropoda; Insecta; Coleoptera; Lampyridae.
GAUGUCAAAAACAUUCCUAACCUCAUUUAUUUGUUUUUAUUUAAAUAUGUUGAACUUAUCAUUAUCAUUGAUUUAAAUUGUACCAUAGUGAAUUGAAACAAUUACCAUACAUCACACAAAAAUGAUAUCAAAAUGAAAAAAUACCGUCAACUUUUACUAUUAAUCAUCACUGUUGUAAGUGUAUCGUUGCUUCUCGUUUAUCGGCAUGAAUAUAAUCGCUUACACUACGUGCUAGAAGUAUUUAACUUUUUUGGAAAGCCAUGCAACAUUUCCAGUCUGGAAACGUCCGAAAACGUACUUGGGUAUCACGAUUGGGGUCCUGAAUCCUUAUGGCAAGAAACUGAGAACAUAUACAUUUACUCUGCGUUCUGGAACAAAGAUUAUGAAGCACAGGCCAUUGUGUUACACACUGGUAAAGCUGAGGUUGCCAAAAGUUGUUAUUUGUGGUUUGAAGAUAAAGAGAAACCAACCCCGGGAAAGUUUAGGUAUGCCGAAGUUGAAAAUGAUAAGGUGAACGGACAAACAGCUUUCUUCUAUUACUGCUCACUAACUACAACCCUUCAUAAACCGUAUGCUGUGUCUUUCGCCGUCAAAAACAAGAAAAUUGGGGAAUUGAAAAAGGUGCACUUAACUGUGUCCAGAGCUCAUACACAAAAAGUAAAUACGGUAAUUUGUGUCUCACCUACCGACUUUAAUAAAAGUUUUUUCGUCGAGUUUUUAAGCUAUCAUAAACUUGUAGGUGUAGAGAAUUUCAUUUUUUACCAGAGCAAUAUUCCUCAUCGCUUAAUAAAGAUUGUGCACAACUUAUCAAAUCGGUUGGGUAUCAAUACGCAUUUCAGAUCAUGGAAUUUCCCUAAAACGGAAGGUGCUUUGUCUCGCACAAUUGUUGAAAAGGAUUGCAUACUUCGAACAGCAAAUUACUCUGAUAAUUCUAUUACCCUUGAGCUGAAUGAAUUCAUAGUUCCUUCCGGUCACUUUAUAUAUUUUAAUGAAACGUUUAAUGCCAGUAAGAAAAUGCCUGAUAGAAUUAGUUUACCUGUACAAACUUUUUGUGUUGACAAUUCAGCUAGACGUAAGCCUAUUACAUUGCAGAAUGUAGAUGUUAGUUACAAUAAUGACAAUAAAGUACGAUAUGUAUACAGAUUGUUUAGUGAACAGUCAGUUGUAGUAACGCAUGCUGUCGUGAAAGAUGUGAUAUCAAUUCACAAGUACAUUAGGUGCACUCAAAAGCCUGUGCGAGUAUAUCGUGACAGUUCCAUGUUAAGAUUUUCUGUUGAUUUGACUAGAUCGACUUUGGUGCAGCUCUACUUACAUAAUGACUUGUGAUUUGUAUAGUAUAUUAUAAUGUAUACUUAGCUAUUUAUCUUUUAUGAUGCCAUAGUAUUUUUAUAAUAUAUUUUGUGUAUAGAACGUGCAGUUAUAAAAUGUUGUGAAAUGA